AAUUUUUGUGAUUGUGCAUAAUUUUGACGUACGGCGCCGUUGCUUCGUUUUCCGAUCUGUUCUCUGCAAAUUAAAAACGGAAUUUGGAACCACACUUUCCUUCUUUCCUACGCCACCGAAAUCAAUUCCAUCAAUUUCCAAGCUUCUUUCUUUUUGAUUCAAUCAAAUUUGGAGUCAAAUGCGGAGGUAGAGCUACAGAUUUGAAGCACAGGAUCUAGGGUUUUCAGUAUGGAGAGCUCCGAGAAAGUGGUUGCCGUUAUCAUGGUCGGCGGCCCAACUAAAGGCACCAGAUUUCGACCUCUUUCAUUCAAUACUCCGAAGCCUCUUUUCCCUCUGGCUGGCCAACCGAUGGUUCACCAUCCUAUCUCUGCUUGCAAACGGAUACCAAAUUUAGCUCAGAUUUUUCUGAUUGGAUUUUACGAGGAGAGGGAAUUCGCUCUUUACGUUUCCUCUUUGUCCAAUGAGUUGAGACUGCCAGUGAGGUAUUUGAAGGAGGAUAAACCACAUGGCUCCGCAGGGGGGAUUUAUUACUUCAGAGAUAUUAUCUUGGAAGACAGCCCGUCGUACAUCUUUCUACUAAAUUGUGAUGUUUGCUGCAAUUUUCCACUUCCAGACAUGCUCGAGGCACAUAAAAGAUACGGUGGGAUGGGAACUAUAUUAGUAAACAAGGUUUCUGCUGAAGCUGCUAAUCAGUUUGGUGCACUGGUUGCUGAUCCUAUCAGCAAUGAACUGUUGCAUUACACAGAGAAACCUGAGACUUUUGUGAGUGACUUAAUAAACUGUGGUGUAUAUGUAUUUACCUCAGAAAUUUUCGAUGCCAUUCAAGAUGUCUCUAUGCAUCGGGAAGGCAGAGCAAAUCUACGACGAGUCUCCAGCUUUGAAGCUCUACAAUCUGAAACAAGAAACCUUCCAACCGACUUCGUAAGAUUAGAUCAAGAUAUUUUGACUCCCCUUGCUGGGAAGAAACGGUUAUAUACAUAUGAGACCAUGGAGUUUUGGGAACAGAUCAAGACUCCAGGGAUGUCUUUGAAGUGUUCGGCCCUAUAUCUUGCUCAGUUUCAACUAACCUCCCCCCAUCUUUUGGCUAGUGGAAAUGGUACCAAGAGUGCUACUAUCAUUGGUGACGUCUACAUUCAUCCAUCAGCAAAAGUACAUCCAACUGCCAAGAUUGGUCCCGAUGUAUCAAUUUCUGCUAAUGUUCGUGUGGCUGCUGGCGUGAGGCUUAUAAGUUGCAUCAUCUUGGAUGAUGUUGAAAUUAUGGAUAAUGCUGUUAUCAUAAAUUCUAUUGUUGGAUGGAAGUCAUCAAUUGGAAAAUGGUCGCGUGUCCAGGCAAAUGGUGACUACAACCAUAAGCUUGGAAUUACAAUCCUUGGAGAAGCUGUGAUUGUUGAAGACGAAGUUGUGGUGACCAAUAGCAUAGUCCUCCCAAAUAAGACCCUCAACCUUAGCGUACUUGAGGAGAUUAUUUUAUAACAUACCCCUUUUUACACCAUCUCUCUCUUUCUACUAAAAUUACAAACAAUUUUGUGAAUCCAUGGGUGUCCCUUAAGGCUACUGAUUCUUUAUUUUUCAACCUGGAAAACUGUCAAUUGUCAAUAUACGAGUUUUCUUUUUUAAUUAUUACAAGACUUUUGAGUUGGAUUGUUCCUUCUUCCUUUUGCUCGAUGGAUUGAAGGGAGGCAGAGCAUCAAGUUGUAUACAAGGGUCAAGCCAACUUGAUCCUCUUUUCUGACGAUCCCCGAAUGGGGGACCUUGAGAUAGUUCUAUUGUCUUUGUACGAUCCAUACUAGAUUUGACCGGCUACCCAUACUGUUAUUCUACAUUCUUGAAAAUUAAGUUUUAUCUUA
Molecule: messenger RNA, 1847 nt
Organism: Momordica charantia (bitter melon)
Lineage: Eukaryota; Viridiplantae; Streptophyta; Magnoliopsida; Cucurbitales; Cucurbitaceae
Biological process (GO): biosynthetic process
Source: RefSeq, a predicted model, not a curated record